Molecule: messenger RNA, 2700 nt
Organism: Sodiomyces alkalinus F11
Lineage: Eukaryota; Fungi; Ascomycota; Sordariomycetes; Glomerellales; Plectosphaerellaceae
Exons: 8
Coding region: 1-2250 (749 amino acids)
Molecular function (GO): DNA binding
Source: RefSeq, a predicted model, not a curated record
AUGGAUGCCCCCAAGAAGUCGUCUAGACGAGGGCCGAGGAGAAAGAACUACAUGAAGCAGCAAGAUGGCGUCGAGAUCGACACCUCAAUCGUGAACAACAAACCAGUUAACAAGAACGUCGAAGACAUAACCGAAAAGAACUACGAACGGCAACUGCAGAAUUGGGAUGACUUUGUAGACUCCCUUGAGGACCUCAAAGAGUAUGUGUUCCGCAUUGGAAUGGCCAUGAGAGGCGGAAAGCUUCCAGACGAAAGGCUUUCAUGGAAGGGCCUCAAUUCGUAUUGGAAAAAGUUUACCGCCGCCUACAACCGUGAACGAGGCACCAUACCAAAAGACCAUCUCACAUCGGUUACCCGUCUCAUUGAGCCACGCGGUGCACUGGGAAAGCGUCUUAACAUCGUGGCAGACAAGGGACCUCGGCGCCAUGCCACCGCUGAGGUAUUGACCUGGGCGGGAGAGUUCUUUUGGACUCUCGAUUGGAAGAUCUUCGCCCGACCAAGAUUACGCAACGAUCUAUGGGCGGCCCUUCUCCAGUCAGUGUUUACAGCCGCGCGAGUCUCUGAUUAUCUCGAGUCUUCCUCUCGAUACAACAGCAACAUAGGGCUCCACUACAAGGAUACCCAAUUCAUUGUGUACCAAAAUGAGAGAGGAGAACCCGAGUUCGCGCUUCAGUUGACUAAGUUUUUGAAAGGAAGAUGCCAUCUUCCCAGCACGUUGCCUACGCCUGACAUUCAUGAGCGCGGAAAAUUGGAGCCCCAGGCGCUGUACACCAAUCCCAUUCUGUUUUUAGCCAAGGAGAUCAUCCCCAUCCAGUGGCAUGGGAGCGUUCUCAACUCACCCAUUUUCUGCGGCGCAAGUGGGAGAAUCAUGACAGCAGGGCUCUUUUCCAAAGAACUGAGGUCUUUGCUUAUUAGGGCAGGCUUUCCAAAUCCUCCGGGCCUUCACUCUUUCCGGGCGGAAGGUCUUACUAAUAUUGAUGCGAAUCCCAACUGCUCGGACAUUCAGAGACAGACAAUGGCGGGGCAUGUGAACAACCAUAUCCAGGCCCGACACUACGCGAGCCGAAACCCAGGCAUCGACAGCCAGGCAGCCUUUAUGCGCACUCAGGCCAGGCUCAUGAAUAUAGGGGAGCUCUUUCGCAACCUCGAGAUUUCAUGGGAACCGGAACUGUGGCACUCCCUCCCCAUAGCGAAGAAGGAACAACUCUCGAUGAGCGAUGAGUAUAGGGAGAUUGAGGCACAGAUCAGGGCGUUUACAACCACUAAACUCGAACUGCCUAUGGACUCGCCGACAGACCCUGAGUUCAAGCACGAGGCCAAGCACGAGGUCAUCACUAUGUCUCCAGCCGAGGUGGACGAAGCACCUCUUGCCCAUCCCGUUCGCAAGCUCAGACGCGACCUUGAGAGCCUCGAGAAGAAAUCCCUUAACAUGCUAUGGGAGGAGACUUCCAAAGGAAUGGUGGUUGGCGACAAGCGCACGUUCGUGUGUAGAGGGAUCAGUCGACCCUUUUCGAGGCUCCGUUCGGUCAUGCCGCUCCGUCGACAGUUGGCAGAUCUUCUCACGAUACCGGCUCGCUUGAGAAGCACGGAAGGGAAAGCAGCCCUUGUGGCUCUGGUAAAGCUUUGCAAUUCCAAGACGGAAGCCGACCGGCCCGGCCUGGGUGCGACUUGCCACUGCUCAAGGUCAAGCUCGGAUCAUCUGCAUAUCUACAAAUGUACAAAGAAGCAGUUCUCGUUCGCAGAGUUCUGUUUCUUCUGCAAUCAGUGGCUGUAUGACGCCGAGGCGUGGGAGCGACACUGCCACGAUCACUUGACGCAGGACCUCAUUCCGAUGGAGUUGUCCUGGAAAAGGGUUGAGACGACUUUCUUGCCGGGUCACUGUCCUUUCUGUCUUUGGGAUACAGGUCUCGGGUGCGCAAAACGACUUCAAUCAUUCUGUUCCUUGUCUGACUGGGAGACGCACAUCAGAGCUCACGGCGUGUCAUGGCAGGAACGGUGCCCAAACCUACGUUGCGAAGGCAGCUUUCACGACGGUGAAUCAUACCAGAACCAUCUGCACGACCUACAUCGCGUGCCGAAGAAGCUCCUCCUGCCUGCCCAGACAAGCCUCAAGAGGGGGGUCGAUGAUGUCAGCCAGGAGGAGCUUCCCGCCAAGAAGGCCAAACUCGGAGAUGGUCCGGUCGAGGCACGUUUCGUCUUUCAUUACUGUGACCCAGGAGAGACGUUUUCGGGCAAAGGCGGGCUGGCCUGAAGUCUCCAGCCCAAGAGGAGGCAUGUUCUAUUCCGGGAAUGGACGAUUGUGGUCAUCAGGUGGACGGAUAUGGCCACCGCCGCCGGUAGGCUGGGAUGUCGGUUGUUACAUCUAGAAGUGCGACGCAAGAGACGGGGGCGGAGCCUGUACAACAAGAUCUUCGAGUUCGGCGAGAUCUUCAACAUGAACAUCACCAUCAUCGCCCAAGACAGAGGUAGCGGGACUACGAGGUCUUCCAGCCGGUACGAGACGUGAACUGGCCUCCAGCCAUGAAAGACAUCGUAAGAUAGCCACCGCCGAUCGUAGCGGAAGCAACUGACCGGACAGCGCCCCGAGAUUCUCCACACCGGCCGCCCCAUCCGCCAGGGUCGCAAGGGUCGCAAGGACCGCCAAUCGAAAUUGAGGCAAAUGGAGAAACUGAUUCGGCAGCGCAAGGUCCCAAUGCCACCG